UUCAUAUUAAAGAUAAUAAAGAUUUCCUGUAAAACUACAUUCAUUCAAAUAGAUUCAUAAGAAUAUAAAUGAUGUUGACAUUGAUGCAUUAUAUCUUAUACUUAACAAUAUUUCAUUGUAUAUUGAUAAAUGGCCAACGUGAUGUCCUUGAAGAUGAUAUUUCAAUGGCUGGUGGUGACAGAAACUCUGAACCUACAAUUGUACUGAAUCCAGGAGAUCCUGGACCAUUAGAUGUGAAUUUUGGAGAAUUGCUUUAUUCUCGUUGUUCAGUACUUGAUAGUAAUCAAUAUUCAUACAGAUGGAUACAACGUGCACCUGAUGGGACUAUAAAAGAAAUAUCUUCUGACGCUAGACUUUAUAUAACGAAUUUUGGACCGGAACAUUUACAGUAUCCAUUACGAUGUGAAGUUACGAGAUUAUCAGAUGAUGAAACUUUUGAGAAAGUUUUAAAUCUUCGACUAGCUAUGCAGCAUAUUGUUAAUAUUCGACCAAUUACUGGUGAAGUCAUCAUUGGCAGACCGUAUGAAAUGGUUUGUGAAGUUGAACCGCAGCCGGAAGAGCCAAUAAGUUUUGUAUGGUAUCAUAAUGCCAAAGUUGUGCAUCGUGAAGCAUUAUUACGUUUGAAUUCAUUAUCGUAUCGUGAUAUAGGUAUGUAUAUAUGUCGAGCUGAAUGGACACCAAGAUAUUCACGUACUGCUAUAUCAGCUAAUGCAACAGCUGAAUUAAGUUUGGCAUUGACACGAGAAACAAAAAUUGAAAUGAGUCCUCCGCCUGGUUCAGUUAUGGUUUCUUUACCUGGAGAAACACGUGAACUUCACUGUGAAUUUCCUGUAGCUAAUCCAAGAGAUGUUAGGUGGUAUUUUGAAAAUCAAUUAUUAGAGAAUCAUCCAACUGUGAAUGCUACAGGCAAAAUAUUUCGUAUCGAUCGUUUAAGAGUAAGUAUUGUGACAAUUCGUGGCAUAGAAUAUGAUCAUGGAGGAACAUACGAGUGCAGAAUUGGUCGUGAUAUAAAACAAGCACAUUUAGUUGUUAGAGCUGAAGAAGGAUUGGAAAUCAAUCCAAAAUCGGAUACAGUUGAUGAAGGUGAAGCAGUAGAAUUUCAUUGUCGUGUACAUGGAAUGGAUGGUAACAUUAAUCGUCAAUUAGAAUGGUAUUAUAGACCAUUUUAUAGUUCCACACGUGUACGUCUUGAUGUUGAUACACCUGAUAGUUUUAUGCGUCAUGAUGAUCUAGUUGCUCAACAUACCAGUUUUAUUAGUAAAAGCAGAGCACGUGUUGCUGAUCAAGGUGAAUAUAUUUGUAGACUACCAUCUCAAAAUGAAGAAAUUGUCGGAAAACUUUUUGUUAGAGCAGUAAAAAGUUACAUAUUGACAAUCACACCUCAGAGAUUGACUGUUCGACCAUAUCAACCAGUAGAGUUUGAGUGUUUUGCCGCAUCUGAAGAUGGACAACCGGCUCCAUUUACUCCACGAUUUCGAGUUAUAGAUUCAAGAAUCAGUUUCGAAACUACACGUGUCAGUGAAAACCGUGUAAGAUUUGUGUUGCAACGAGGAUUAGGUCCAGAUCAAAAUGGAACGAUUGUUGAAUGCCUUUCAGAUGAACCAAGUAAACCGACAUCAGCAAUAAUUACAGUUGAAGAUAUCUGUCCAGAUGGUUCUCGUCGCUGUCGUUCCGGUCAGUGCCUACCAGCUGGAAGAUUCUGUGAUGGAGUGAGGGAUUGUGAUGAUGGUUCAGAUGAAGAUCCUAAAAUGUGCAAUAUUUGUGAUCCACUUUCAAGAAAAUGUGAAUAUUAUCAAGGAAAAGAAUCGACAGUAUCAACAUUUAUGGUACAUUGGACUUGUGAUGGUGAAAAUGAUUGUGGAAAUGGUUUUGAUGAAUCAAAUUGUGAAGCACGAGCUUCAGAACGUUGUCAAGAUCGAAUGUUUAGUUGUAGACGAGAUGGUCGUCAAAUUCCAAUGGCUUUUGUAUGUGACAAGGAUCGAGAUUGUAGUGAUGGUGAAGAUGAAUUAACUUGUGCUCCGCCAAUGAUUGCCGAACCACGUACUACACGUUAUUCUGUUCGUAGAGGUGAUACUGUAGUUCUUGUUUGUGAAGUCACAGGCAAUCCUGUGCCCUAUGUGAUAUGGCGCUUCAAUUGGGGAUGUCUUCCUGAGGAACCCAGUCGUUUCAGAAUAAGCAAUGUACCCAGAAACUGUAAUGCACCAAUGCCAACUGUCGUGAGUACCCUGACAAUUUCAAAUGUAAGACCAGGAGAUGAUGGAAUAUAUAAUUGUGAAGGUCUUUCAGGAGCUACUCGAGCUUUAUCCAAUGACUUAGUUGUCAUGAUCGGAGGUUAAAUAAUGUAAGUGAUAAUUUUGAUUGCCUAACAUCCUUUUUAAAUUCCUCGUUUCAGAAAUUCAUAUAUUUUCCAUGUUCCUUAAUGAGCUUUAUUUUUGAUAUAUACUUCAUGUUUAAAUCUGUGAAUCCUAAAUUAUUUUCUUGUAAAAAUUUACAAAAUUUUCCGAAGAUCAUGAAAAAAUUAACGUUAUUUGGAUUUCGUUAGUUUUAAUUUUAAUCGUUGUUAGAGGUGAAUAUUUGAAAUAUAACUUUAUCCAAACGAAAAAAUAUGCAAUAUCAGGUAAAGACUCCACAAACAACAUGUUCAGCUAUGCCUUUCACCCCUAUUGGAGCAUAAGUUACUGAGCAGAAUUUUUCAGCCAACUCUGUCGUUUGCCCUCCAUUCCAGUUCUUUCGAAGUUCUGUUCAUUCUUUCCAUGUCGGCCUCCAAGUCCUGGCGCAACGGGUUCUUUAGUAUGCCCCUUUUUCUUUUGCCUUGCGGAUUCCAAGUUAUGGCUUUCAGUGUGGUGCAGUCUAAUAAUUUCCUCAAUGUACAUUCUGUCCACCAACUCCAUCAUCUUUCCCUAAUUUCCUCUUCAGUUGGAAACUGGUUCGUUCUCUCCCAUAGUAGGCUGUUACUGAUGGUAUCUGGUUAAUGGAUGUUUAAUAUCUUGCGUUGACAAUUGUUUAGAAAUACUUAGAUCUUUUUGAUGAUGGUUGUAGUAGUUCUCCAAGAUUUAGCUCCGUACAGUAGGACUUUGUUGACUUUCAUAUCGAAGAUUCUGACUUUGAUAUUGGUUGAAAGUUGUUUUGAAUUCCAUAUGUUAUUCAGUUGUAGGGAUCGUGUUCUUGCUUUGCCGAUCAUUCCCCUGACAUUUUCAUCAGAUCCAUCUUGUUUACCAAUGAUGCUGCCCAGCUAUGUAAAAUUUUCCACAUCACCCGGAGCUCCUCCAUCAAGUGUGAUUUGGUUGGUGCUGGCGGUGCUGUACUUCAGUAUCUUGCUCUUUACCCUGUGUAUAUUGAUGUGUGUUACUGCAGAGGCUGCUGCUACACUAGCUGUCUUCACUUGAAUGUUUUGUUGUGCAUAGGAUAGAAGAGCUAGGUAAUCUAUAAAGUUCAAAAGGUCUAGCCGCAUCCAACUCUCCAUUGUAUUCCAUGGUUUCCCUGAAAUGUGAACAUUUUCAUAAUCCAUCCAACAACCAGAAGAAAUAGAAAAGGUGAGAGUAAGCGGUCUUUCUGACACCAAUCAUCGACUUGAAUGCAUCUAUAAGAGCUGCCUUUUGCGCACAACUUUGCAAUUUGGUCCCUCUUAAGAGUUCCGUAUUAUGUUGACGAUCUUUUCACAAGCACCAUAAUGUAGCAAAAACUCCGCCUGUAGCACUUCCAGAGUUACUGACGGUCUCAAACACGGGUAAAGGAGGAGGGUUGGGCAUGGGGUUAGCGUCCCCAUCCCGUAGAAAACUAACUCGCUGAAAAACGCUUACCAGAAAAAAUUGUUCAAACUAUUUAAACUCUGCCCUGAAAGUUAGAAGGUCUUCAUUUAGAAGAAUUAUGACGCUUCAUGGUGAAAGCCGAGUUCCUUCGGAAGCCACAACGUCGAUGCCCCUUCUAACAACCAGAGCAAAAAUUUUUAUUGGUACAUGGAACGUUCGAACAAUGUGGGAAACCGGGAAGACCAGUCAAAUAGCAGCGGAAAUGAGGAGAUACAACUUGGCAGUAUUGGGAAUCAGCGAAACCCAUUGGACUCAAGCUGGACAGAAAAGGCUAGCUACGGGAGAGAUGCUGCUAUACUCCGGUCACUAAGAGGACAAUGCUCCACACACUCAGGGAGUCGCUCUUAUGCUGUCCAAAGUAGCACGAAAUGCACUUGUAGGAUUGGAAUCUCACGGAUCCAGAAUCAUCAAAGCAUCAUUCAAAACAAAGAAGGAGGGGAUCUUAAUGAAUAUUAUUCAAUGUUAUGCACCCACCAAUGAUAGCAACGACGAAAUUAAAGAUCAGUUCUACGAGCGGCUGCAGUCAAUCAUUGAGAAAUGCCCAAGAAAGGACCUCACCAUUCUGAUGGGAGAUCUAAAUGCCAAAGUCGGAAUAGACAACACUGGAUAUGAAGAUAUUAUGGGACGACAUGGACUGGGAGAAAGAAACAAAAAUGGAGAAAGAUUUGCAAAUCUAUGUGCAUUCAACAAAUUGGUCAUUGGAGGCACAAUAUUUCCACACAAACGUAUACACAAGGCUACAUGGAUCUCACCGGACCACACUACAGAGAACCAAAUAGAUCAUAUUUGUAUCAACAAAAAAAUUUCGAAGGACAAUGGAAGAUGUGAGAACCAGGAGAGGUGCUGACGUAGCUUCAGAUCACCACCUAGUUGUGGCCAAUUUGAAACUGAAGCUAAAAAAGAACUGGACAGGUGGACAAACAGCAAUACAAAGGUUCAAUACAGCCUUCCUUCGAGAUACUAACAAAAUCAACGUAUUCAAGAUAUCUCUCAACAACAGGUUCCAAGCCUUACAAGAUCGACUGAAAGAAGAAGAAACUACUAUGGAGGACAACUGGAAAAGCAUCAAGGAAGCAUUAACUUCAACGUGUCAAGAGGUUCUCGGUCUAAAGAAAUACCAUCAUAAGGAAUGUAUCUCUACAGAAACACUGGACAAGAUCAAAGAAAGGAAGAACAAGAAGGCAGUAAUAGCAACAGCCAAACACGAGCAGAGGAAGUCCAAGCACAAGCUGAAUACAUAGAAGCAAACAAACAAGUGAAGAGGAGCAUUAGAGCCUACAAGAAGAAAUACGUGGAAGAACUAGCAACGACGGCAGAAAAAGCUGCAAGAGAAGGAAAUAUGAAACAACUUUACGAUACAACGAAGAAACUAUCACGGAAAUACAGUAAACCAGAGAGAUCGGUCAAAGACAAAGAAGGCAAGCCAAUCACUGAAAUUCAACAACAGCGAAACAGAUGGGUAGAAUACUUCUAGGAACUCCUGAAUAGGCCGGCCCCAAUGAAUCCACCGGACAUCGAAGCAGUGCACACAGAUCUUCCUAUAGAUGUCAAUCCACCAACGACGGAAGAAAUCAGAAUGGCCAUCAGACAAAUCAAGAGCGGGGAAGCAGCUGAACCCGACAAUAUACCAGCUGAAGCACUGAAGUCAGACAUCAAA
This is a messenger RNA of Schistosoma curassoni, 5466 nucleotides long. NCBI's taxonomy places the organism in Eukaryota, Metazoa, Platyhelminthes, Trematoda, Strigeidida, Schistosomatidae. The record is from the annotation of a GenBank genome assembly.